Diaporthe citri is the source of this 1695-nucleotide messenger RNA. RefSeq lists its product as uncharacterized. The record is from RefSeq and is a predicted model, not a curated record. The transcript is spliced from 3 exons. NCBI's taxonomy places the organism in Eukaryota, Fungi, Ascomycota, Sordariomycetes, Diaporthales, Diaporthaceae. Gene Ontology annotation, molecular function: phosphatase activity. The coding region runs from base 1 to 1695 and encodes 564 amino acids.
AUGGCGAAGCCUCGGCUCAUCAUCCUUAUCAGGCAUGCCCAGUCCGAAGGGAAUAAGAACCGCGAAAUCCACCAGACGAUUCCUGACCACCGCGUCAAGUUGACCCAAGAUGGCUGGCAACAAGCCUACGAUGCAGGCAGGCGCCUGCGCAAGAUGCUCCGCGCCGACGACACGCUGCACUUCUUCACCUCACCCUAUCGCCGCACAAGGGAGACCACCGAGGGGAUCCUGGCGACGCUGACCUCGGACGAGGCCGAGCCCUCGCCAUUCAAGCGGAACAACAUCAAGGUCUACGAAGAGCCUCGGCUUCGCGAGCAGGACUUUGGAAACUUCCAGCCAUGCUCCGCCGAGAUGGAGAGGAUGUGGCAGGAGCGCGCCGACUAUGGGCACUUCUUCUACAGGAUACCAAACGGCGAGAGCGCGGCGGAUGCCUAUGACCGUAUCAGCGGCUUCAACGAGAGUCUCUGGAGGCAGUUUGGCGAGGACGACUUUGCCAGCGUGUGUGUUCUAGUUACUCAUGGUUUGAUGUCACGCGUCUUCCUGAUGAAAUGGUACCACUUCAGCGUCGAGUACUUUGAAGAUCUGCGAAAUAUCAACCACUGCGAACUCCUCAUCAUGAACAAGCAGGAUAGUGGCAAGUACGUGCUGGAGAACAACCUACGGACAUGGUCCGAGCUGCGCAAAGAAAGGGCGCUGAAGAAAGGAAAGGAGAAGGAGAAGGAGAAGUCCGACACUGGCACCCCAGGCAGCAAGGACACGUCCAAGCUCGACAAGGCCCUGUCCGCAGACUCGCCGGUGAAACCGCCUCGGAGAUGGGGCGGCUGUCCCAACGGCUGCUCUCACGACAAGUCAUUCCGGCUGCGCUCCGCCCUCGCUGAGCUGGUGCAUCGUGAUGGAACCUCUGUACAUCCUAACCUCUCCGCCGCCCCGUCGCCGGUGACGACAACUGUCAGUGCCAGUUCUUCCCUGGCUGCUCUCGGCUUUGCCACACCCCCAACCACCAACGGUACAUCCACGCCAUCUUCCAAUCUCGGCACCCGACGCCCAGCAGCAAGGCGCUUCCAGUCCGAAGACGACUCAUCCUCUUCCGACGUUGAGGGCGAGCGUAACCGCACUCCGCAAAUAGACGUGGCCAAGGCCCGCGAGGAGACCGUCUCUAGCCCAGACGGGACGCCGAGCUUCAUCUCCGUGGACGACCGCCUCCGCGCCCAGGACAUGAAGAGCCCGCCGGCCAACGGCAAGACGCCCCUGGCUAUCUUACCGCUUCUGUCCGCGAGAGGACGAGACUUUGGUGGCACGCACAGCGGUCAAAGCAGCGACGUGGACUCGUCAGAGGACGACCGGGCCAGGCAGCGCAAACAGAGCAGCCUAGGGCUGAAGGUUGUCACGUCACGCGUCGCCGAGAUGAGCCUUAAUGCCGACGGGGACAGCGCGCCCGGCAGUGGCAAGCGGGACCAGUCGGGCAUGGGACGUGGGACAAUGGCCAACAGGCUAGGCGACUCGCCUGUGAGCAGCAGCUCAGGAUGCUGCGAGGAGCAUCAUCACCAGCUGGGCGAGCACAACAAUGAGAACGAACAUGCGGACGACGAGAGAGAAAAGGGAAAUGGUGACGAGGAUGACGCGGAUGAAAUAUCCGACGCCGAAAUUGACACAGCUGAGAGGGAGGAUCGCUCAAUCAAGGGGAGCGUUUACUAG